UGCCUUCACCAGCCUUCACUCGUAGCUGCGCCGUCCGCGGGUUGAUGUGAUUUUGUGUACUCGUUUCAUCUCACAGCUACUGGUUACAAUGUCGGACUCACAGCCCUCUUCGUCUACGUCGAGUAAGCGAUCAGAGCAAUUGGAGCGCUUACGCACUCUUCACAUGCGACGGAAUGAAGCCAGAACGCUGAACCACAAAGAAGUUGUCGAAGAGGACAGGAAAGCAAAAUUGCCAGCCAACUGCGAAAACAAGCAGAAGUGGGCACAGUAUAAACUGGAAGAGGAGCAGAAAUACGAGGAGGCUGCCAAGCGAGGUGAAGACUACUCACGGAUCAAACUGCUGAGCGUCAGUGCUGAUGAAGCAGAACGCUUUGAUCGUAAAAAGAAAAGGAAAAACCCCGACGUUGGUUUCUCGGAUUAUGAGGCCGCAACUGUCCGGCAGUACCAGCGUCUUGUGAAGCAGAUCAAGCCAGACUUCGAGCAGUACGAAAGAAAAAAGGAAGAAUUGGGUGAUGCAAUGUUUCCCACCAGAGACACUAUCAUCCAUGGCCUACAUAAAGACUCCAAGGAGGACAUAGACCGCCUGGUAGACGACAUUGAAAAACAGAUUGAAAAGAGGAACAAGUACAGCCGGCGACGACGCUUCAACGACGAUGAGGACAUUGACUACAUCAACGAGCGCAAUAUGAAGUUCAACAAGAAGCUAGACCGGUUCUACGGAAAGUACACGGCAGAAAUCAAGCAAAACCUUGAAAGAGGAACUGCUGUAUAAUGUUGCAGCUCUUGCGCAGCAAAUCUUUUUUUUUUCUACACACACACAUACUCAUAAGUGUAAACUAAUAAACAAGUACAUAC
Rhipicephalus sanguineus (brown dog tick) is the source of this 855-nucleotide messenger RNA. Its product is annotated as pre-mRNA-splicing factor SYF2. Gene Ontology annotation, cellular component: Prp19 complex; catalytic step 2 spliceosome; post-mRNA release spliceosomal complex. NCBI's taxonomy places the organism in Eukaryota, Metazoa, Arthropoda, Arachnida, Ixodida, Ixodidae. The record is from RefSeq and is a predicted model, not a curated record. Bases 89 to 772 code for a protein of 227 amino acids. The transcript has 6 exons.